CUCGUACUCGCUCGCCUGCUCGCUUCGCUUUUUAUCACUUCUUCCUUCUCGAACCACAAACGAACACCUCCCUCCUUUUAUUACUCUCUCUCAACCAUCACCUCCACCUUCCCACUCGCCCAAAUCGGGAGGAGGAGAAGGAAGACGACGAAUUAAAAACCUCGCCUCCCCGUUCCCGUCCCCGUCCCCGCCCCCCAAACCUCGUCGCCGGUUAUGGCCGCCGACGGCGAGGCCGGCGCCGCGUACCGGGAGUUCAAGGCGCUGUCCGAGGCGGCGGACCGCAAGUUCGCUCGCGCGCGGGACCUGCCGCUCUACGGCGGCGGGGACCACCACAGCCGGAAGGCGUUCAAGGCCUACACGCGGCUCUGGCGCCUGCAGCAGGAGCGCCGCCGCGAGCUCGUCGCCGGCGGCCUCCGCCGCUGGGAGAUCGGCGAGGUCGCCUCCCGGAUCGGCCAGCUCUACUACGCGCGCUACCUCCGCACCGCCGAGCCCCGGUCGCUCGUCGGCGCCUACGUCUUCUACGAGGCCAUCUACAGCCGCGGCUACUUUGGCGCCGCGGCGGCGGCGGCGGGGACGGACGGCGGCGGCGGCGGGAGCCGGCACCAGGCGCUCCUGAUCCGGUACAAGGAGCUUCGGUUCAUCGCGCGGUUCCUCGUCGUCGCCAUGCUGAUGCGGCGGGCCGAGGCGGUGGACCACCUCGCCGGACGCCUACGUGCGCUCGUCGAGGAGACGAAGGCCGCGUACCCCAAAACAAACUUCAAGGAAUGGAAGCAAGUGAUUCAAGAACUUGGGAGAUUUUUGAAGGCUGAUGGAGCAUACAAAGGAUCUAGAUCACUAAGAUAUGACAAUUUGUUUGAUUCUUAUCCAUCAAACCUUGCAUCUAUUGCACGAUUCCAUUCAAAAAGGGUGCUGAAAUUGAAGGAAGCUGUGCUAACAAGCUACCGCAGAAAUGAGAUCAAGUUCACAGAACUAACUUUGGAUACAUUCAGAAUGCUACAGUGUUUGGAAUGGGAGCCCACUGGGUCUUAUCAGAUUGCUGCUAAAGAACUUACAGAAAAUGGCACUGUAAGUGAUCAGAGUGGACCCUCUGGUCUGAUCGAUAUUCAGCUGUCAACAGAAAUAUCUGAUGGAAGUCUGCCUUCAAAUCCUCAAAAAGCAAUCAUAUAUCAUCCUACAGCCGCUCACCUUUUAGCGGUUCUAGCAACAAUUUGCGAAGAGCUCUCUCAAGAUAGCAUUUUACUCAUCUAUAUAUCAGCGUCAGGGUCCACUGAGCAGAGUUUUGCUAGUCAAAAGCUUGGCUCUAGCUCCUCAUCUCGUGGGAGGCCUGCCUUCCCCGUUGACAAGCCAAAUUCACAUAUCAGUUCUGAUAAUCAUCUAUGGCUUGGUCCCCGUGGAAGUGGAGGUCCAAACAAUCUUUAUCCAGAAGAUCUGAUUCCAUUUACAAGAUAUCCACUGUUCCUUGUAAUUGAUAGUGAAAAUAGCUAUGCAUUCAAGGCCAUACAUAAUGCAGAGAAGGGAGAACCAGCUGCUUUAUUACUUUCUCCCAGGACAUCAUCAGCCAUGCCUGGAGUAGAAGCCACAAGUCAUGGAAGCCAGUUCACAUACUUCCUCACUGCUCCAAUGCAAGCCUUCUGCCAACUAGCUGGAAUAACUUCUGACAUAGACACCGAUACAUAUGCAAAUGCUGAGAACAUACUUUUCUCUGCUUUGGAAGAAUAUGAAGGAAUCCUCUGCACUUCUGUUGGGUUAAACAAUGUCUGGGGGCAAAUUUUACCAGACCCAUUUCUCAGGCGGCUGAUUCUCAGGUUUAUUUUCUGUCGAGCAGUGCUCUUCUAUUUCCACUCAGAUGAGCACGAUCAUCUACCGACCUGCCUACCCAGUCUUCCAGAGUCAGUCUCUCCAAAUGCAGAAGCCAUCAGAACUCCUAUCCUUUCGCUCGCAGAAAACCUUGUCGUCAGCGACCGAUUUAACUUCCGAGACUCCACACGCAACAAGAAAUGAUGAUCAGCAGCAAUAACCAUAACUCAUGCCUCCUGUAGAUACCUCUGUGGUAAAUAUAGCCCAGCAAUUUGUUGAUUGUUUUGCAUUUAUACAGCCAACGGAACAAUGACUCAGCAUCAACUGGAUGGGGUGAAUUGAAUGGCCAUAUGAAGAAUUUUGACCUGCUGCUUCAUCUCCGUUGAGCGUCUGUACAAGUUUGGUUAGGUGUUCUCUAAUUUGCUUUAGGCAUUGUAGGCAUGUAGGCCUUGUCUUCGGUUUUUCUUUUUUGUUGUCUUGGAGAGGUCGGUUUGUAAGCUGGAAGAGGCGUUUUUUAAGUACUCUGGAAGGCAUAUUGUUUUGUAGAGUUUGGUUAGCUCUAGCUCAGCAUAUUUUACGGCAGUUUACGAUAUCCAACUUUCAUUGCGUUACGUUUGCCUCGUGCUCCAACUUUUGUAAUUGUUUGUUGUUCUGGUUCAAAAUUGCUCGACCUCGUUCGGUCUGCCAGCUUUUC
Molecule: messenger RNA, 2491 nt
Organism: Sorghum bicolor (sorghum)
Lineage: Eukaryota; Viridiplantae; Streptophyta; Magnoliopsida; Poales; Poaceae
Product: protein SCAI homolog
Exons: 9
Coding region: 214-2001 (595 amino acids)
Biological process (GO): DNA-templated transcription
Cellular component (GO): nucleus
Molecular function (GO): transcription corepressor activity
Source: RefSeq, a predicted model, not a curated record